AUGGACAUGGAGCAAAGUAGUCUGAAAUUAUUAAUUAUAUGUUCCUACGAAGGUGAGCAUCAUGUAAUUCGUUUAGAAGAGGGCACCACGCUGGAGGAUCUUUACCGGAAUAUAUCGAAAAGAUGGAAUAAAGUGAGUAUUGAGGCGGUAAAACUCCAAUAUAUUGCACCUAUUCAGAAAAGCUACGUGACGUUAUUGUGUGACGAUGAUGUCGCCAAUAUGUGGAGAAUGCAUAUCUUGUUAAAGGUAAUGUUUGUGGAUAUGAUUGCACGGUGUAGAAGCGAGCACCAGAGCGCGCCUCUCCGAAGCACGGUUGGACGCAGGGGUGAGGCCGAAUGUUCGGGAUUGAACGAAGAUUGCGCAGAUGGUAUCUUUAUUCCCGACGAAAGUACUAGUCUAAUUGCAAUGCAGAGAUGCAUUGUCGGGGAAGGUCAGACAUUCAAGGGACCGCAGGAGUUUAGAAAGUUACUGAAGAAUUAUUCUAUUGCCACUCAGAAACACUUCAGGUACCAAAAGAAUGAUUCGAGCAAAAUUAUUGCGAUGUGCAUUGACAAAGGCUGUGGUUGGCGUAUUUAUGCAUCCUUCCAUGCUCGUGAUGCAUCAUUCAGCAUUCGUAAGUGCAAUUUACAUCACACAUGUACUAUGAGUCUAUUGCAAUCAAGAGAUCAUCCAACAGCCGAUGCGAACUGGAUUUCUGAGGUCUACAAAGAUAAGAUACGUUCUAUGCCAGCGUAUAAGGCAUCCGACAUCCGGGAGCAUAUCCAAACAGAUUAUGGGAUUGACGUGAAAUAUCAUAAAACAUGGCGUGGCAAGGAGAAUGCGAUAAGGGCAAUUAAUGGUGGAGGUAGAGACAGAUUCUCACAACUUCCGUGGUACUGUCAUGCACUUCGGGAGUCAAAUCCGGGAAGUAUUAUAGACUGCGAAGUUAAGCAGGCAACCAAACGUUUCCAGCGCCUUUUUGUUUGUUUAGGUGCAUGCCGGCUGGGUUUUUUGAGGGGUUGCAGGCCCCUACUCUUUCUUGAUGGGACACAUAUAAAAAACAAACACAAAGGGUGUCUGCUAAGUGCAAUUGCAGUGGAUGGGGAUGAUGGGAUAUUUACUUUAGCAUUUUCUGUUGUGUCUACGGAAAAUGAUGAAAAUUGGGAGUGGUUUUGCUGGAAGCUGCGAUCUGUUUUAGAAUGUGAGGGACGUACGGAUUGGAAACAGUACACAUUCUUCUCGGAUCGGCACUCGGGUUUACUAAAGUCAAUCUCGCGCGUCUUUCCCGGAGCACAUCAUGCGUACUGUCUCCGACACUUAGUGGACAACUUCCGUACCCAGGUUAUGCGGAGAUACCCAAUGCAUAAUAAGAAACGAUGGACCGCUGUCUUCAAUAAGGCCGCCUAUGCUCCGUUGAGGAGAGAUUUCGAAAACCACAUUAGUUCUGUGGUCGAAUCAAUGCCAUUGGCCAGGGACUUCAUUACCCAAUCACACCCAGAAUGUUGGGCAAAUUCACUAUUCAGAGGUACUCGUUGGGGAAUAAUAAAUAAUAACAUUGCUGAGUCAUGGAAUAGUUGGGUGAGAUCCGCGAGGUCAAUGCCAUUCGUUGGGAUGUUGGAUACCAUUAGAAGGCAAGUGAUGAUUGUAAUGAAAGAUACGCAGUCGAUUUGGAGGCGCGCAAAUGCUCUUGUCGAGAAUGGCAAAUGUUCAGAUUGCCCUGCAAGCAUGCCUGCGCUUGCAUUGAAAAAUGCAGCGGACCAAAUUCACCCUCCCCCGUCGUCUGUCCAACCAGGCCGGCCAAAGAAGCGAAGGUUCGAGUCCCAACAGGUAUAUGAUGAAGUUGUGAAGGUUCAUAGUUAUAUUCUACAGGUAUAUUUUUCAUGUACUGAGGCAUUUGAUGAUGUAGCUCUGUAG
Molecule: messenger RNA, 1893 nt
Organism: Andrographis paniculata
Lineage: Eukaryota; Viridiplantae; Streptophyta; Magnoliopsida; Lamiales; Acanthaceae
Exons: 7
Coding region: 1-1893 (630 amino acids)
Molecular function (GO): protein binding
Source: RefSeq, a predicted model, not a curated record